CUGGCAAAACAAAAGAAAAAUUUCUAUGUUUUAAGGAUCAGCUUGGCUAAAGGUGACCCCAAGAAGCCAAAGGGCAAGAUGUCUGCUUAUGCCUUCUUUGUGCAGACUUGCAGAGAAGAACAUAAGAAGAAAAAUCCAGAAGUCCCGGUCAAUUUUGCAGAACUUUCCAAGAAGUGCUCAGAUUGGUGGAAGACAGUGUCUGGGAAAAAGAAAUCUAAAUUUGAUGAAAUGGCACAGGCGGAUAAAGUACACUAUGACUGGGAAGUGAAGGGUUAUGGACCAGCUAAGGGAAGUAAGAAGAAAAAGAAUCCUAAUAUCCCCAAAAGACCACUGUAUGUAUUCUUCCUGUUCUGUUUAGAAUUCCACCCCAAGAUCAAGUCCACAAAUCUUGGUAUCACUAUUGGAGAUGUGGCAAAAAAUCUGGGCAAGAUGUGGAAUAACUUAAGUGACAGUGAAAAGCAGGCAGACAUCACUAAGGCUGCAAAGCUGAAGGAGAAAUAUGAGAAGGAUGUUGCUGACUAUAAGUCUAAAGGAAAGUUUGAUGGUGCAAAGGGUCCUGCUAAAAUUGCCUGGAAAAAGUCGGAUGAGGAAGAUGAAGAAGAGGAGGAGGAAAAAGAAGAGGAGGAUGAUAAAUAA
Molecule: messenger RNA, 636 nt
Organism: Sciurus carolinensis (gray squirrel)
Lineage: Eukaryota; Metazoa; Chordata; Mammalia; Rodentia; Sciuridae
Product: high mobility group protein B3-like
Exons: 2
Biological process (GO): regulation of transcription by RNA polymerase II
Molecular function (GO): DNA binding, bending
Source: RefSeq, a predicted model, not a curated record